Messenger RNA from Nicotiana tabacum (common tobacco), 2981 nucleotides. Its product is annotated as O-fucosyltransferase 23. Gene Ontology annotation, biological process: pollen-pistil interaction. NCBI's taxonomy places the organism in Eukaryota, Viridiplantae, Streptophyta, Magnoliopsida, Solanales, Solanaceae. The record is from RefSeq and is a predicted model, not a curated record.
UGUGAGUUGGCAUGAUGGUGAUGCGUUGUUGGCUUUCAGUUUUGCUUUCGCUUUACGAGUUCUGAAUUUCCCUUUUCUUCAUUCGUCCCUUCCAUGCAAAGCUCAUCUUCCGUUUUGCCCUUUUUCUCUCUCUCAAAAUUUUAUUCUUUUUCACAUUUUGGAUUCAUGCUUAUUGUCUAAAUCCCUUACGAAUUUUGAGUUUCACUUUGCUCCAACACAACUCAAAGGGAUGUUUGACUUUCAUGGUUGUUAUCUCCGUGGAGUUGGGAUAUAGCAGGAAAAAAAGGAUUUUUAACAUGAUUUUUAGAUCAAUUUCCUCUUUGAUGGGGUUUUCUGGAUUCUAAGAGACUGAAUUAUAUCUGGAUUCUAUUCUGUGUUUGUACAAAGAAAUGAUUUUUGUUACACGAGAUAAAUUGAAUCUAUAUUGGUCGAUCGAGAGGGUUCUGCUUUCAGAAUUAUAGCUUCAAUUGAGAAAAGAGAGGAAUCAGGUUUGACUUCUAUGACUGAACUUGAGGAUUGAACAAUUAUGGGAUGUUGUUGCUUGGUUCAUUGAACAUUAUUGGGAUGUGAUAAUAUUUGGGAUGAAUUAUAUCUGAACUAUUUGGAUUGAAUCUCAAAUGGACUUACCAAAUUGUAAGCAUUUGACAUUCUUUGGAGUCCAUUUGAAUUCCUUGGCUGGAAAAUGUGUGGGGUUAGUUGUCAUUGCUUUGUUCGUGGGAACUGUUCUGCUUCCAACAUUCUCUGGACUUGGCGGGGUCAUUCAACACAACAAUGUUGUCCUUAUCCACAACCGAUCAUUUCCAUCAAAUCAAGCCGUAAAACAGAAGUUUUUAGAAGUUCCUCAGAUUGUUUGGGGAUUGAACAAUCAGAAGAUUGCUUUUGCUAGAGCUUGUUUGACUGCACGCAUGCUCAAUCGAACACUGUUGAUGCCUAAAUUGAGUGCUUCGCUGUUUUAUAAAGAAGUCGAACUUUUGAAGCCCAUUUCCUUCGAUAAGGUCUUCCAAUUUGAAAGAUUUAAUUCCGUUUGUAAAGGGUUUGCCCAAUUGAGUCGCUAUUCAGACGUUUCAAAUCAAAGUGAUGUUAUCGAACUUCAGAAAGGCAGCGGACGAAGGUGGACGUUGGAAAAAGAUUUUGAGCAGUUGACUCAAUUUAGUAAGCAUCCAUAUGAUGCACAUGAGAUUGUUCGUGUAGUCGGGAAGAACCCAUUUUUGUGGCAUGAUCAUUGGCCGGCUAAAGACUAUGCGAAGGUUUUCGACUGCUUAGCUUUGGUAGAGGAGAUAUCUAGAGAAGCAGAUAAAGUUAUCUCCAAGAUUAGAGAAAUAGGAAUGGAGGUGAGAAGUAAGGUUCUGAUGUCAAGCUCUUCAUCAGAGUCAGUUCCCUAUGUAGCUGUGCACAUGAGAAUAGAAAAGGAUUGGAUGAUUCACUGUAAGAAGCUGGAGCAGAGAUUAAACAUUAGUGAAAUUUGUAGUAGUAAGGAAGAGAUUAUGGCCAGAGUGGGAAACAUCCCGGGUCUUAAAACCCCUGUAGUUGUUUAUCUUGCUGUCGCCGAUACUCUUCUUGAAGAUGAUACUGUCUUGAAUGGUUGGAAGGACGGAUUGCUUCCUUUCGAGAAGAAAAAACUGGGUGUUUUUGAAAUUUACAAGAAGCAGCCAUACAUAUUUCAAUCUGCUAUCGACUAUGAAGUUUGCUUAAGAUCUGAUGUCUUUGUAGGGAACAGUUUUUCAACGUUUUCUAGCCUUGUUGUUCUUGACAGAACCCAGAAGAUGAUUAACAUGGGCGAUACAAAGUUGUGUGUUUCGGAUGUUAGGUGGCCGUCUUAUGCAUAUAAUAUAAGAGGAAUGGGGGAUAGCCCUCAUCCAUGGGUAACAAACAUGUCCGACACUAGCUUGACGGCAAUUAGCUACGGUACCAAUCACAUUGCUUGCUGAGAUGGCUUUCAAGGCGUGAAUUACGUAUUGUUUGUCAACCUUGGAUAUGCAUGGAUAAGGAUGCAAAUGUUUGGCCGAUGUUGUGAUCGUCAAGUUUUUUUGGUUAAGGAGAUAAGUUAUACAAAUUCUUGAGGCUUUGUGGGGAUUCUGAAGAGUAGGUAUACUUUGCAUUUCUGUAAUUACAUAUCUCAGAUUUUGCAUUCAUUUUUCUUGAUAUGUUACAGCAACAUGUUAAUAGAGCUUAAACUUUUGCUGGUAGUUCUGUAUGAUAUACUCUCUGUUUCUCAUACUGAACAAAAGAACAAAGAAAAAGGGGGAAAAUAGCAAGAUAUUUGAUGAGCAUCUGUGUUGUCAUUUGUCUUCUGCUCUUUGCAGCCUGCAGCUGUGAGAUAUUUUAGGCUUUCUGUUAACAGUCUAGUAAUAUUUGAUGUCCUCCAUGAGAUAGUGAGAAGCUUCCUUGUCAUUGUUCCUUGAGCCGAGAGUCUAUCGGAAACAACCUCUCUACCUUCACGAGGUAGGGGUAAGGUCCGCGUACGCAUUACCCUCCUCAGACCUCGCUUGUGCGAUUACACUGGGUUUGUUGUUGUUGUUGUUGUUGUUGUUCAUGAGAUAGUGAGAAAUUGAAGGCCAAAUGUACUGUCUUUUCAGUACUUUAUCACCAUAUGACAACUAAAUGAAACACGAAGUACAUUGUGUAUGUAGACCACACUCCACAGAGAUAAGGAAUAAGAGAUUUGAUGUUUUAGGCCUCAGUGCUUCAUUGUUUGCUUGAGCCUAAAAUUUCCUGCCACAAAUGGUCAUUGGUUCCCUUGCACUAAGCUAUCCAAUAAUUUGUGUAAAAAAAUGAUUGUUAUUUUCAGUUUUAACUGUUUUAUAAUGAGACUUGCAGGUACUUCCAACGUAUUCGGUAUCAAAUUUUGUAGAGAAUUCUGGUUUUCUUGUUUCAUGCUUUUUAUUUAGGAAUCAGAAUUCUGUAUCUUGUAUCUUUCAAAUACUAGUGUAUGUUUACUUGGUGGAUUUUUUUAACAUCGUCAAGAGGAAUUUGACCUUUAA